AUGCGCAAUGGAGUAGCAAGUCGCUACAUGCAAAAAUCCAAAGAAGCUACAUUUGGAAGCGGUCUCAUGGAUAUCGCGAUACUUAAAAGGAACUACGACUACUGUUAUUCUAUCAUCGAAAAGGUGAAGGGAUGCCAUGUAAUCGGAUAUUGCGACGCCGACACGCCGGAGAUUGUGACACGAGACGCAUCGACUACGAUUAUAUCUUCGCUUGGGGAUCGCCGAGCGGUCAUGCGUGCAAGAAGAGGCGACCUCACCGUAUCUCUCUCCACCACCGUCGAGUACGUAGCAAAGCAGCUAUGGCAGCGACAAGAAAGCACAUGGUUGAUGCAAUUACUAAGAGAUCUUCACCAACCAAAUGAACAGUCAUACUUCAUCGUGAUAAUGAGUCACAGAAGUGAACUGCUAACAGUUGACUGUCUUGGAAAGCUGGAUGAUGAACGCCUUUUGACAGUGGGUCGAGAUCGAACAUUACGAAUGUGGAAGGUUCAUGACGAAUCACAGUUAGUCUUUCGAGGACCUGCAGCAUCUUUAGAAUGCUGUUGUUUUAUUGAUGGGAAUGAAUUUAUCUUUGGCUCAGAUGACGGAAGUAUUGAACUUUGGAGCAGUAGACAUAAGAAGCCCAUUCACAUAAUAAAAAAUGCUCAUGCUCUUCCUGACCAGUCCAAUAGAGAUGAAAAGGAAGCGAUCCCUGAUGGUUGCAUUAAAGAAAAUGGCAUUCCCAAAGAAAAAAAAUGUUCUCUGGCCGAGUCAUGGGUUAGUUCCAUUGCUGUGUGCAAAGGAAGUGAUCUUGCGGUGUCUGGAGCUGCAAAUGGAUUAAUUCGUUUAUGGGCUAUUGAAAAUGAUAAUAAAGGCCUUCGACCUUUAUUUGAUUACCCCCUGGUAUGA
Dioscorea cayenensis subsp. rotundata (Guinea yam) is the source of this 888-nucleotide messenger RNA. RefSeq names its product U3 snoRNP-associated protein-like YAOH. The transcript has 4 exons. Gene Ontology annotation, cellular component: small-subunit processome. The record is from RefSeq and is a predicted model, not a curated record. Bases 1 to 888 code for a protein of 295 amino acids. Gene Ontology annotation, molecular function: protein binding; snoRNA binding. Lineage: Eukaryota; Viridiplantae; Streptophyta; Magnoliopsida; Dioscoreales; Dioscoreaceae.